Messenger RNA from Trichosporon asahii var. asahii CBS 2479, 717 nucleotides. RefSeq lists its product as uncharacterized. The transcript has 2 exons. Gene Ontology annotation, molecular function: protein binding. The record is from RefSeq and is a predicted model, not a curated record. Bases 1 to 717 code for a protein of 238 amino acids. NCBI's taxonomy places the organism in Eukaryota, Fungi, Basidiomycota, Tremellomycetes, Trichosporonales, Trichosporonaceae.
AUGACAUCGGAUCCCCUCCUCGCGCUCGGCGAGCACCCCUUCCUCCUCGUGCUGGAUCAGCUCCCACCACACUCAUUCUUCACAUUGCAACGGGUCAACAGGACAUGGAACGCCUUCCUAUCUGAGCACGCAGGGCUGUGGGCGGCCGUGCUGCGCCGUGAAGGAGUCGACCUUGACGAGUGGCGACGAGUGCUCGCCGAAUCCAAGGAACGGCAUCGCAUCGCAUCUUGGGAACAGCAAAAGCGCGAAGCCCUCCUCUCAGAAGCACUCGCACAGAUCGGCUACGACGUCACCGACGAGGACGGGGAGCCUCUCAUUCUUGGCCCAGAGUACCAUUGCAACGACCCCGGGCCCGAGGCGUUUAUGGAUACAGAGUUCGACUCCAUCGCAGCAGAAUACCGAGCCGCCUACAAAUCGCAUGUCACCUUGCAACGCGCUUGGAAGCGGCGAUACAACUUUGAGACGCUCGUGAACACGCCCUCCUUCCGACUGCGCCGGAUCUACGUCGACGGACCAUACUUGUACGCCAUCAGCAAAGCGUGGACGGGCCAGUUGCCGCAGGACCGCGAGGACACGGAAGAUCUACAUGUGUUGGACAAGUACAGCGGCCGACUGCUUCUGACCCUCCCCGGGAACAGGGCACACUCAGCUCACGCUGUGGGCGCCGGGUACGUUUUGACUAGCGAGAAUGCGCAAGGUGAGCUCCACAACCUCUAG